Pelmatolapia mariae (spotted tilapia) is the source of this 1091-nucleotide messenger RNA. Its product is annotated as free fatty acid receptor 2. NCBI's taxonomy places the organism in Eukaryota, Metazoa, Chordata, Actinopteri, Cichliformes, Cichlidae. The record is from RefSeq and is a predicted model, not a curated record. The coding region runs from base 1 to 1029 and encodes 342 amino acids. Gene Ontology annotation, cellular component: plasma membrane. The transcript has a single exon. Gene Ontology annotation, molecular function: G protein-coupled receptor activity. Gene Ontology annotation, biological process: G protein-coupled receptor signaling pathway; cellular response to fatty acid.
AUGGAGCCCACCACGCAGCGGUGCCACACAGCACUUUGUCUCUCUGUCUACGUCAUUACCUUUGUGCUGGGCUUCCCGGCCAAUGUAUUGGCUUUCUACACUUUUUGUAAGAAAGUAAGGCAGAAACCCACCCCGAUUGACAUCCUGCUCCUUAACCUGACCAUUUCCGACCUCCUCUUCCUCCUCUUCCUGCCCUUCAAGAUGCAGGAAGCAAUGAACGACAUGAUGUGGGACAUGCCCUACGCCCUCUGUCCGCUGUCUGGCUUUAUCUUCUACAUGACCAUCUACAACAGCACCUUUUUCCUCACUGCUGUCAGUGUAGAGCGCUACUUGGGUGUGGCUUUCCCCAUUCGGCACACUCUGAAGCGGCGACCUGUGUAUGCUGUAGCUGCCAGCAUUUUCUUCUGGAUUUUCUCCACCGCCCAACUUAGUAUCGUGUUUAUCGUGCCCUUUAUUGGCCACAAGAAGUCUGCAGUCCCCCCUGAAAGCCUCAAUGCCUCAGCUCACCCUAGCAGCGAUAGCAGAAAACUAUGCUAUGAGAACUUCACCGAGUCUCAGCUGAACGUCCUUCUGCCUGUGCGCCUGGAGCUUUGUGUGGUGCUUUUCUGCAUCCCUUUCCUGAUUUCUAGUUUUUGCUACAUCAACUUCAUCAGAAUUCUCUCAAAGCUGCAACACAUUGACCGGCGCCGGCGCAUCCGAGCCAUGGGCAUGGCUUUGGGAACCCUGGUGGUGUUUGCUCUAUGUUUUGGACCCUACAACGUCUCACACAUCAUUGGUUUUAUAAACUGGAAAAGUCCGGCAUGGAGAGACAAGGCCCUGCUGUGCAGCACCUUCAAUGCCUGUCUAGACCCUCUUAUUUUCUACUUUUCUUCCUCUGCUGUGAGAGGGACUGUGGGUAGUGUGAUGGAAGGGGUUAAAAGCCGUCUCCAGGGGUGCAUGUCUUGUCACCUGCUCCAGGCCUUGUGCGGGGGAAUUACCAAGACUGCACAAGAUAAGGAACACACGCAAGAGGAGAUCAAUGCUAUCUGAGCUGACAGAAAGGGACCUGUAAGCGGCUGCCUUUACUGUUGUCUUAUUUCUUUAUCCCUGGG